Motacilla alba alba is the source of this 7347-nucleotide messenger RNA. It is a transcript of the gene ITGA4, whose product is annotated as integrin subunit alpha 4. The coding region runs from base 1757 to 5140 and encodes 1127 amino acids. Gene Ontology annotation, cellular component: integrin complex; external side of plasma membrane. The transcript has 28 exons. The record is from RefSeq and is a predicted model, not a curated record. Gene Ontology annotation, biological process: integrin-mediated signaling pathway; cell-matrix adhesion; cell adhesion mediated by integrin. Lineage: Eukaryota; Metazoa; Chordata; Aves; Passeriformes; Motacillidae. Gene Ontology annotation, molecular function: integrin binding.
GGUACCUGAAUGGUACUGAAACCUGCAAAUAUUUCUAAAAAUAUGGAUUUUUGACUCUCCAGUAACUUAUAUUCCACUGAUUUCAUUGAUGCCUGGUGGAUCAUGAUCACAUCCCCUCUAGCAGAGUCUAGGAGACAACACACAAAUUUCCUCCUGACAGGUGAUGUAGAGGUCUCAAUUUCAUAUCAUAGCUGAUAAGCAGCUAUGUAUGCGCCAAUAAUUGAAUCCCACAACUUUACAAUCUACCUUUUCCUGUCAGCUAGGAACCCAGCCACCAUCUCAACAUAGCUCCUGCAUUAUGGUGGUACAACCAUGUUACAAUUUUUCACCAACUAAACCACAAUUUAGCAUUUCAGUUUUGAAUCAUGCUUGUUUUGCUGCUUUGAAAAUGAGGGUGAAAACUUCUUGAGUAGUAGAAAUGCAGAUUCACAGCUGCUGUUGAUUGUUUUAACUCCUUUGAUGUCAGUAAUUGGAAGGAAGAUGAAUAGCAGCUGAGAAGCUGUUUGACUCCUUAGCACGAAACAGCCACUGCGCCACAUCAGUGUCAUCCGGAGAAGCCCUCUGAUGGCUCAAGAGAUGAGGAAUUUAAAAAAAUACACUGCUGACUGGCUGUCAGAUCUUCCACUGUGCUGAUCUCAUUCCAGCAACUACACAUCUGCAUGUGGUUAGGAUGACAAGAUGUUUCACUCUGCAUUGCCUCAGUUCCCUGCUCUGGUAGUUGCUCAGCAUUUUGCAGAAGUGUGAAACUUUCCACGUUUCCACUAACUUAAUGGAAAUGAAAGGGGGGCAUUUUCCCAAGAAGCUCAAAAUGCCAUGUUCUAAAUUUCCAUUAGAGAAAUCUCACCGUUAUUUCUGAUGUGUAUAAUAUUCAAUAGUUGCAAUCAUACUGGACUUUAUUCCAGAUGCAGUAAGUAAUCUUUGUGACUAAAAUUUUCAUUUCCAAGUUCUUCUGUUGUUGUUUCUCAGAUUCAAAACACCAUUAUACAUAGGUCAUCCAUAUCCAGGGAUUGUUAUAGCAAGAGGGGAGCCCUGGUAUUCAAAGGACUUCAGUGAGGCAAGGUUUGCAGAUAGAAGUAAAAGACUUGAUUUCAGGAUGAACACAACUCAGUAUGAGUUAAACCAAGAGUCAGCAACUGAUUGCUGAAAACACACGCAGAAAAGCUCCUUGCUAGGAUCAAGGGAGCCCUUACAAGGUCUGCCAAAUACCAGAUCUCUUGCACAAUGCUCGUUUUCCUUUGUUCCUUUGCUGUCUGGAGGCACGGCCGCUAACUUUGUCAGCAACAGAAGAACUGAGCGGGAAUGUGAAAAGUUACUCUAAAAUGUAAAAGAAGGGAUGGGGGGUUGUUUUGACUGCAUCACACGUGAAAGGAAGGAGCCAUCAUCAGUGAGCAGUCUUGCGCAACAUGGGGUAGUAGGCCAGGCUCCCUGUGCUCUACUUCUCCAGCACUAGUUUCAGGAAUGAAAUACCCCCCACCGGGGGACAGCAGGCAAGACCCCCUCAGCACAGCGACGGUGGGGAAGGCUUUCAACACAGGGGUACUGGGAUUCUUCCAAAAUUGAAAAGGAAAACUCUAUCUUCUCCACAUUGCCUUUCUCAGAACACGGUCUUGCUUGGGUGGAGCUGCCCGCCCGCUGCUCGGCGGGAGAUUUUAGGAUAACUUUCCUGUAUCUCCUUCCCCCUUUGCCGGCCCGGCCAGCCAAGCGUUUCGAGACGAAGCGAGAGGGACGCGGCACUCUCUGCUCCGCCGGUGUCGGGAUGGCCGUGCUCUGCCCGGGGACACGGGGGCCACGUCCCUUCCGCAGCGUCCCCGCGGGCGCCGACGGGGCGGGGAGAAACCCGACCCCCGCCGCCCGGGCAGGGAGAGGGGCUGGGGCUGCGGCCGCGCGGGAGGGGGCGGCGGCGCGGCCGUGUGCCUCCUCCGCUCACGGGGACACCCCCAGCCCGGGCCGCGGGGAGGGUGACCCAGGGCGGGGCAGGGCCGGGCGGGGCGCGGCGCUGCCCUGCCCUCUCGCUGAGCGGAGAGGCGGGAAGCCGGCGUCGGUGCGCUGCCGGUCGGCCGGAGCCAUGCGGAGCUGCGGGAGGGCGCGGGGCGCCGCGGGCUGGGCCGCCCCGCUGCUGCUGCUGUGGCAGUGCCUGCCGACGGCGCGGCCCUACAACCUGGACACGCAGCACGCGCUGCUCUUCCGCGGCAGCAACGGGACCCUCUUCGGGUACUCGGUCCUCCUGCACCGCCGCGGCGAGGAGCGAUGGCUGGUGGCGGGCGCGCCCCGGGCCAGCUGGCCCGCCAACGAGUCGGUGGUCAACCCUGGGGCCAUAUUCCGGUGCCGGAUCGGCGGGAGCUCCAGCGGGGCGUGCGAGCAGCUCCAGCUGGGCCAUCCCAGUGGUGAGCGCUGUGGGAAGACGUGUUUGGAAGAGCGGGAUAAUCAGUGGCUGGGUGUCAGCUUGUCGAGGCAACCAAAGGAGGGCGGAUCUAUCGUUGCUUGUGGACAUAGAUGGAAAAAUGUGUUUUAUGUCAAAAACGAGCACAAACUGCCACAUGGUAUUUGUUUUGCCAUCCCUCCUGAUUUUCGAACUGAGCUGAGCAGAAGAAUAUGCCCGUGCUAUAUAGAUCAUGCACGAAAGUUUGGAGAAAACCAUGGGUCGUGUCAGGCUGGAAUGUCUAGUUUUUACAUUGAGGACUUAAUUAUAAUGGGAGCCCCUGGAUCAUUCUAUUGGACUGGUUCUGUGUUUGUAUACAACACAACUGCGAAUACAAUCCACUAUUUCACAGAUUCAGAUAACGAAGUGAAAUUUGGCAGUUAUCUAGGAUAUUCUGUUGGAGCUGGACAUUUUCUGACACCAUCCAGUAUAGAAGUAAUUGGAGGGGCUCCCCAACAGGAGCAGACUGGUAAAGCAUAUAUUUUUAGCAAUGAGAAGCAACUAACUAUUCUCUUUGAACUAAAGGGUAAAAAGCUUGGUUCUUACUUUGGAGCUGCAGUUUGUGCUGUGGACCUGAAUUCAGAUGGCUUGUCAGACUUACUGGUUGGUGCUCCAAUGCAAAGUACCAUCAGAGAAGAGGGAAGAGUUUAUGUCUAUAUUAAUUCAGGUUCUGAAGCAAAGAUGGUAGAGCUGAACAUAGAGCUCAGUGGGAGUGACUCGUAUGCAGCGAGGUUUGGAGAGUCCAUAGCCAAUCUAGGAGACAUAGAUAAUGAUGGCUUUGAAGAUGUGGCAAUUGGGGCUCCACAUGAAGAUAAUCUAAAAGGGGCUAUUUAUAUAUACAAUGGCAGGAAAGAUGGAAUAACACCAUCAUUUUCACAGAGAAUACAAGGAAAAGAAGUCAGUAAUUCUUUAAGCAUGUUCGGACAAUCCAUAUCAAGUGGCAUUGAUGUAGAUAACAAUGGUUAUCAAGAUAUAGCAGUUGGUGCAUUUUUUUCUGACUCUGCCGUGGUGCUGAGAACAAAACCUGUGAUAAUUGUUGAAGGUUCUUUAAAACAUUCUAAUUCAAUAAAUCGAACUAAUUUAGACUGCAUGGAGAAUGAGCAGCCUGCCACCUGUAUGAAUUUGAAGAUAUGCUUUACCUAUAGAGGACGAGAGGUACCUGGUUAUAUUGUGUUGCUUUAUAAUCUGAGUGUUGACGUGAACAGAAAAGAGGAUACACAAGCAAGAUUUUAUUUUUCCUCCAAUGGAACAUAUGAUACAAUCUCAGGCAAAGUAAAGAUUUACAGCAAUAUUACUGCCUGCAAAGAUCAUCCAGCAUUUAUGAGGAAAGAUGUAAGGGAUAUCUUGACUCCUGUACAUGUUGAAGCGAGUUAUCAUCUGGGGCAUCAUAUUCUACAGAAAAGAAAUGUUCAAGAAUUUUCACCACUUCAGCCUGUUCUUCAACGCAGGAAAGAAAAAGAUGUUAUAAAAAGCAAGUUUAUUUUUGCAAGAUUUUGCUCCCAAGAAAAUUGUUCAGCUGACUUGAGAGUUUCUGGAAAAGUUGUUUUUCCAAAGCCUUAUGAGAAGAAAACGUACCUUGGUGUUGGAAGUGUGAAGACUUUAUUGUUGAACAUUUCUCUGCUUAAUGUUGGAGAUGAUGCAUAUGAAACUCUCCUCCACAUUCAGAUCCCCAAAGGUCUUUAUUACAUUCGAGUUUUAGAAUUGGAAGAAAAACAGAUACACUGUGCAGUAUUAGAUAAAGAAAUUAAUGCAGUGACACUUGAGUGCAGUGUUGGCUAUUUAUAUGUGGAUCACAACUCAAAGCUGGAUUAUAGUUUCCUCUUGGAUGCAAGCUCAUUAACCAGAGCAGAAGAGGACCUCAACAUCAUCAUUAAUGCUACCUGUAAAAAUGAAGAUGGGGAUAUGUUGCUGGAUAACACGCUAACUUUACGUAUACCUCUAAAAUAUGAGAUCGAGUUAAAUACUCAUGGGUUUGUGUCACCAACCUCAUUUGUUUAUGGAGCAGAAGAGAAAGAUUCAUCAGUGACAUGCAUGAAGGAAAAUAUCAACUUCACUUUCCAUGUUAUCAGUGCAGGACCAAGCAUGUCUCCAAAUACCAGCUUGGAAAUAAUGAUACCGAAUGCUUUUCCACCCAGGGACUCCAAAUUAUUCAACCCAUUGGAUAUCAAGACAACAGCUGGACACUGCUCUUAUAAUAAAUAUCCCAGAGACUGUACUGCAGCAGAAAAAAAUGAAAACAUAAUAAAGGAUGUCAUCACUUUCUUUUCAAAGCCUACUAAGAGGCACAUGUACUGCAUGAAAAAUGACAGCCUUUGCUUACAAAUACAUUGCAAGCUGGGAAACAUGGAAAGUGGAAAAGAAGCAACUGUUCACUUGCAUCUGGAGGCUACGCCUUUACUUCUACAAAUGGAUGAUGCAUCAGUAUUGAAGUUUGAAGUAAGAGCAACGGCCUGGCCAGAAAAAAGUGCAAAAGUUAUUGAACUACAUAAGGACAAGCAAAUUACAUAUGUCUAUUUGGAAGGCGUGCACCACCAAAAGCCAAAAUACCAUGUUACUGUGCUAAUUAUUUCCCUCGGUUUAAUAGUUGGUGUUACCUUGUUAUUGAUUCUUUCAUUUAUAUUAUGGAAGAUUGGCUUCUUCAAAAGGAAAUACAGAUCAGUCCCUCAAGACACGAACAGAAGAGACAGCUGGAGUUUUAAAAGUGGGAACAAAAAUGACUAAGAUAGCAAAUAAACAUUUGAUUUUAAAAUGAAGAAACUAAAAUUCAGAUUAAUUCACAGGAGAAACACCAGCAACAAGAAACCUAAGCCUUGAACUUACUUGCUCUAUCAAAACAUGUUUUAUUUCCUUGAACUGUAUGGAGGAUACACCUGACAGUACUGUUCUAAUAUGAAAGUGGUAAACCAGUUUGUUCUGAAGUCUCCCAGAAAUAUUUGAAAUGCCAUAUAUAUCUGGUUUCAAACAGACAGAAGAACACUAAAGAUAAAGAGAAGAAGAAUUACUUACCAAAAGGAAGUAUUUGGAGAAAGUAAUAACUGUGGCCAAUCCUGGAAAGUAAGAUCUCAAACACAUUAACUUGAGUUACUAUAUUAUUUUUAAAGUUCCAAUAAUAUUUUGAUCAGGCAUUCAAGAAGAAAUCCUCUCUCAUCUUUGUCUGGCAUUUUACCAAGGGCAAAUUAGCUCAAACCCAUAGGACUGUAAGUAGGACACAUGGACAUAGAAAACAGAUCUCAGAAGCUCUGGGCUUCUGUGGGUAACCAUGUAAGCUUUGGCUUCACAGGCACAGCCACAUCACUGAAGGUACUCAGACACCCAGGCAAGCCAGAACCAGGAAGGUGAAAGGUGAAUUCAGAGCAGGGAAUUGUGUGGGGUAGCCUGGAGAUGCAGCUGUAGAAAGAUUAAAGUAUUGGAGAUUAUAAUUUGUAGCCAUCCAUAACAUGGUACUUGCAAGCACGAUAGAAUUACUUGUUUCAUCCUUUCCUCAGACAGUGCUGCCAUAAGGUUUUGGACUUCUCCAAUGAAUUAUUUCUAUGUGGGUUUCUUUAAAGCAAGUAUUUAUUUUUAUUUAUUUGAAGAUUUUUUCUAUAGAACUUAUUGUAGGAUUUAGUGCUGGCAUUCUUCCAGAACCUGAAAAAAAAAGACAGGCUUCAGCUGACAAAACAGACACAUAUACCCAAAAGAUUCCAACUGCCGACCAUAAUGGGCCAAAUUUUAUCUUUAGAUUAAGUACUUUAGAAAGUACUUAAUAAGGAAGUCACUUGGAGAGCCAGCUUGGGUUCUUGGAAGGUGUCACAUAAAUACUAUCCAAACAGGCACCCUCAGCAACCACUCGGCAGAAAGGCAAAGGACUGACCAGAAACAUGGCUCAAACCACUGCUCUGCUACUCCAGGAAGUUUCUUCAGCUAGCUAAGUUUGCACUGCCACCUAGCUUUGGUGAAACAGCACAAGCCACAAGGGAAACAAACCUUCUUUGGCUCCCCAGAACAGCUGGAGAAGGUUCAGCUUCUUCAGCAACAGAAUUUACUGCAGCAGAAGGACAGAGUACGGCCGUGAGGCUGGGCCUUGGAUGUCUCUCUAAACUGCACUGAGAAUGGAAUAUCACCUGUACAAUGCUUCAAAGCUGCACCAUCCAUCCUACGGGAACUAGUCUGAAGCUCAAACCCACAGCAAGUGCCUUCAGCAAGCACAUCUGCUACUAGAGUGCUUGUGCCAUAAAAGCCAUGUUGUCCACAGACUCCAAAGGUAUUCGGGACCAUUUUGUAACUUCCUUUCACGUCAAUUGUUGCCAAAGAUGUGGAUCACUCCAAAGUAUGUUUUCCUCUAAUAUCUACAGUGCAAGGACAAAUGAAUGUGCAUAUAUUUUUUUAAAAAGUCAAAAUAAAGUAUGUCAAGGAUUAAAUACUUUCUUGCAAAUCUGUGUGAAAACUGUAGCAAAAAAUGCUUACCUUCCAAAUGGCUUUAGUGAAUUUUUUGCACUUUAACCAAAAAACCUUUGAACAGAAAUUAGCUUGACAUUACAGCAUACUGUGAAAAAUAUACCUCAGAUACUGGAAGAAGCAUUCAUGUUCUUUUAAGUACAAACAAUGCAAGGAAGUGAAACAAAAGCAUUUUAUUUAUCUUUGAAAUAGUUUACAUAAGUCGAUACAUGUGAGAAUGAUGCCUUGGAAAUUGUACACUUUCUAUUCAGAUUUGAUUGUUAACAUGUAUACGUUGGCUGCCUUUUCUUAGGAUAUGAAGCAAAGUUAUGAAGCUUUUAUAAACCAGGUUGACAAAAAAUGAAUGUACAAUGUCCUUAUGGUAAGAUUAUAAAGUAUUACCCAACUGAAUUUUAUUAAAAAAAGGCCCAAACAAGUUAACAGGUGAAUGCUGUUCGUUCUGCAAAUUCAAUUCUUUUGUUAAUUUUCAUUUAAUAAAGAAGUUAAAUCUA